Hippocampus comes (tiger tail seahorse) is the source of this 2969-nucleotide messenger RNA. RefSeq names its product dysbindin-like. Gene Ontology annotation, cellular component: cytoplasm. Gene Ontology annotation, biological process: negative regulation of protein kinase activity. The transcript has 4 exons. Bases 321 to 971 code for a protein of 216 amino acids. The record is from RefSeq and is a predicted model, not a curated record. Lineage: Eukaryota; Metazoa; Chordata; Actinopteri; Syngnathiformes; Syngnathidae.
GCACAGUGUGCAGGACUGUGUGUGUUUGUGAGGGUAAAAAAGAGAGAGGACGGUGGGGGGCAAUAAGGAUGCAAGCGUGAGGCAAGUGUGAGGCAGUGUGAGGGCAACCUAGAAAGAACGACGGGGGUUGGGAAUCGCAAAGGGGAGAGGGCUCAGGAAGAGCAGGGGGAAAAAUCCCCCGUGUAAUUGGAAUAGCCUGGUGCUAAAGUGUAGAGAUGCAAUGACCGGAUGAUCUGCUACGACGUGCACCGGCAUCCUGACCUGCAGCCUUGACAGGAGGUGACAAGACAAAUUGAUACCCGCCACAACAUCACGGCAAGAUGUCAUCUUCAGGGUCAACCAAACCCAACAAACGUCUGGCGUCGGAGACAGACAACUCCCAGAGAGUGUUGGACAACGAUUCUACGCAGCAUCUGAAGCUGAGGGAGAGACAACGCUUUUUUGAGGAGGUCUACCAGCAAGAUGUGGAUAACUACCUGCCCUCAGCUCACCUGCAGAUUGACAGCAGAAAACCCCCCAUGGGAAGUAUCUCAUCUAUGGAGGUGAACGUAGAUGCGCUGGAGCAAAUGGACCUGAUGGACAUCUCCGACCAGGAGGCCCUGGAUGUCUUCCUCAACUCCGGAUCAGCAGGAGAUGAGGGAGACAUAUCAUCCCCUUUACCAGAUGGGGACGACGAAGACGAAGACGAGGCAGACGAAGAGGCCGAGGUUGUCUACAGGGUGUGUCCACCGUUGCAACGGCAAAGCGAAGUCCAGAACGGAUCCAAGUCUCGCAUGUCAUCGACAUCGUCGGGCUCCAGUGAUACUAGCGGGGGCGGAGCAGACACGCCUGUAAUCCAGUCAGACGACGAGGAAAUCCACGCUGAUACCCAACUGCUGACCUCUGUUCCCCAUAAUGGAGAUGAAGAAACAGAGGAUGAGGAAGAGGAGCAAAGAUGCCUUCCGACUAAACCUUCACAAAGACUGAAUUAGUCACAAGCGUUUUCCUCUUACUGUCGCAUUACAUUUGCUGAGAAACCCGAGCAUGAUUCACCUGCUGUGAUUUGUCCUUUGAAUAUUUGUCUCUAUUUAUGCAAAAUUCUUUAUACCUUCACAUAUACAUUUUUUUUCUCUCUUUGUUAAUGGAGGGGGAAAACUGUCAGUUGAAGUUUGUGGUCUUUAUUUCUUGACAUUUAACACAAAUUAUACAGUAGGAGUUCGUCACAGCCCACACAUUUAAAUGUUGUGGCUGCUUGCUGCCUCAGGAGAACGGCCCUCCUGCUCACUUUGACUUCAAACGAGGUACCAGAUAGUCAAACAAGAAAGCUGGAUGAAAGUGCAUCUUCACUUUGCAGAGAAACAAACAUUUUUAAAAAGGCAUAAAAACCCAUCUGUGGGCUGUCCUUUAGGGAUGCAGACAUGCCUAAUAGAAAGUCAUAAUAGAUUUAAAUCUGAGGACAAAUAUUCUGCAGGGUGCACUGGCUGAAACAGCUCCACUGUGGUCAAAGUUGACAACUUCAUUCUCACGCCUUAGUCGUAGCAGCUUUUAUGUGGCAAAUCAAACAACCACAGCAACUGCAAAUCUCCAACUUUGAAAGGUAUGUUUCCUUCACACACGGAGUGAUUUAAAUUUUGUUUCGCCGACUUUGCUAUUGCAUCGCUUCUAAAUUGCUGCAAAGAGCAGUUAUUUUUUUCUAAAAUCCCUAAAAGGUUUGCAUGAAUUUCUGAUUGCCACUGUAAAUAUACAGGUAGACUUGUACACAAAAUUAUUUUUUCAAUAAAACUUCGUGAAACUCAACAUUGAAAUCGUUGACAAAACUAUGCGGCAGCUCUUUCAGGUACACUUGGCCAUCGUUAAUGGAGGACAUAAGGGUUCUGCAAUGUACACAAUUGGAGAAAUCGCAGCAAAAGACUCUGUUAAUCAUUACAGCAGUUGUACUGUGAGAAAUGACAGAAAUCAUAAUGUAAAUUUGAGAAGGUGUGUUGGAUGCUUGGCAGGCACUGACUUUUUUUUUCCUCCCUUAGAUUUUAAACUUUUAGUGACACACCACAUUACGGCAGGCAACGCAUUUGAAUUGAAAAGACCAGAUUUUCCUUUGGUAUAUCCAUCAUUUUGCUUUCUGCAAAGCAACCUUCAUUCAUUGUGGCUAUUAUCUGGUUUGAAAUUGAAAUCCAGCGCAAUGUGUGCGAUGCUGUUGUAACAUCAGAAAAAAAAGAAUUAAUCAGCUGAUCAUAUCUAAUAUUUAAUAUCUGCAUGGUUUUACAUCUCUGCCACAAAUUUGAAACCUGCCCCCUGCUGUGUCCACCAACUUCACAACAAUAUUGUAUUUAACUGUGAGGUGCAAAUGUUGUGCAUCUGUUUAUUGUAUUAAAAUCCCCUUAAACAAUCUUCUGAAACUAAGCAAGUACCCAUGAACACGUUUUAUUGAGUGGUAAAACCUGUUUUUUUCUGUGUGCGCGAGCAAUCUAUUUACACUAUGACACAUGUGCUUAAGUUGUGAAUGCAUGCCUUGUAUGACGAUAUGUCUUUUUGUUGCGCAACAUCAUGUUGUUGCAAGAUUUGACUCAACCAUCACCCGUUAUUAAUGGCUAAGUACUGAGCCGGACAUGUUGUCCCUCUCCCCUUUGUGAAAUUACUUUUAAAAAAAACAAUAGCAAAGUGUGUAUACGUUUGAGUGGGUGUGGGAGAAUUAUGGAACUGGAGAGGUUGACAAACUGCAAGGCUGACUGUGCUUCUUGUCCAUACAUUGCCAUCCAUCAGAAUAAUGGAGAAAAUGUGAGCCAUUUCUUGACUGCGCCGGUAAUAUCUGGUACAUCUUGUGCAUUUACUGAAGGGAGACUCGAUGCCACGCUACAGCAAGUAUGUGGUUGUGGAUUUGAAGAUACAAUUUGUACGAUACGAUGGGUAUUCAUCUCAGCAAUUUUAUGUGGAUGCUGUUUCCUAUUCGAACAUUUUGUUCUCGUAUGAAUAAAAAUGACUGAAAUUUAAAA